AUGUUAUGGAGUUAUCUUCAAGCUACUUUUACUACUCCGGGGUAUUCUACCGACUCAAAAUCAAUAACCGAACAACGGGAAUAUGAUGAAUAUGAAGAACUUAGAUCAUUAAAUUUAUUGAAUUCAUCAAAUUCAGAAGGAGCAAUAUUUGACCUUGACCUAAAUUUUUCAUUUCUUAUAUUAAUUGGUGCUAUAUUUGGUUUAUGUUUAAUUGGAUUUACUAUUUUUCAUACUUCUCUUAUAUUAUCAAAUCAGACUACUUUAGAAAGUAUUAUAAAACAUAAUUAUAGAUUAAGAAGAGAUGUACUUGGUCCUUAUUGUGAUGGUAAAACUUGGCCAUUAAAUGCUUAUAGAUAUAGUACAUUAUGUGAUUCUCUUUUUGAUCCUAAUCCAUUUUGA
Messenger RNA from Diversispora eburnea, 399 nucleotides. NCBI's taxonomy places the organism in Eukaryota, Fungi, Glomeromycota, Glomeromycetes, Diversisporales, Diversisporaceae. The record is from the annotation of a GenBank genome assembly.